AGAACUGUGUUAACAGCAGGAUAUUAAGAAUAAGUUCAUGCGUUGACGUAAUAUUAUUGUUUUUGGUUGGUCUACACGCCUAUUCAAUAAAAUUAAUGAGUACGGUAGGUUAGCUACACUUUGGCCCUUGGCCUUUGGCUUUGGCUUUGACUUUGACUUUGGACACUUUGGUCUUUGGUGUGACUUUGUAAUUCAUAAAUUAAAAUAUAAUACUAUAAAUUCUAAUACUAAUACAGUCAGUAAUAAUAGUAUUACAAUACAGUAAUGACAGUAUAAUAGUAUAGUACUAUAGUAUUAGAAUUAAAUAGUAAUUUUUCACUUGUUGAAAAUCCACUGCAUGGCCAUGUCUUGCACACAAAUCAUCAAAUGUGACACAUUUGACACAUGCUGCUUAGGUCUAGCCUAAGUUGUAGACCCCUGGCCCUGGUCCAGACGAUAUGGAGAGAUCUUCCAUUAUUCAUAAUUGAGGUGUUCUAGUUCUAGUGAAGUUUUUAAAAACUUCAAUACAUGGACCACAGCAGUAAUCAUACAUUUUUUUCAUAAAUCAAUAACCCAAAUAUUUUAUCGACUGUCGGAAGGGAAGAUAGCACAUUAAUUAAUUAAAAAUUCUAAAAUGAGAUCACUGGUUAAUAAUAGCCCUUAAUUUGUUAACUAAAAUAUAUAAAAUAAGAUGUUACUAUUAUCCGUUUUUAAAAAUUAACAAGCAUCCAGAUGAUAUAGAAUAUAGAAAAUCUGAAAAAAGUGCCUCUUAAAUUAAAUGAAUAAAUAUAGGCCAACACAUCUCUUUAUAUUCUGAAAAUGUCGCCAUUUAUUUAAAAUGCUACUAGCAGCUGGUAACCCACUCCCUAACUGGCUAUUAUCAGUAUAUAAUUCUGCUGGUACUUGUAUUUGUACUUAAUAUUAUUGAGAAAAACAUGGUCAAGUAGCCUUUAUAAUAUAAUAAUUUGAGUCAACGUUUUUGCAUGUACUGCACAAUCUAAUUAAAGUCAUACACAAAUAAUGUAUUAAGGUAAAAAUGUAAACAUUUUAAGCCCUUGUUAAAAAAGGUGAACCAUAUGACAUAUUUUGCAUAUACUGUUAUUUUCUUUUAAAGACUCAAACAAAAACAUAAGGAUCUUUACGCCAUAUCAAGUCUUAUAACUAUGUCACAAAGAAGAAAGAAAAAAAAGGAUAUUAGUUCUAGCACAAUUAGAGUCUUGCAAAGUUGCAUGCAUCAUACCUGUUGUGAAAUUACUCUUAUAGUAGAGGUGUAAGAACAACUCUCUGAUGAGUGUUACACCUGCUUGUGUCUAAGGGUAUUAGAUUAUGUCGUUUUCACACACCAAGGGCCAUAAUAACAUACCCAUUUUUACCUUAACUACCAAAAACUUUAUAUUAUGAACAAUGGCUUCCCGUAUAGCCUAUGUAUCAUCAUAAAGGUUGCUUUGCUUUAUAUCUCAAUUGUAUAAACUCAAUCCUUUCACACUUAACUUAUCGGUCACUCAACUUAUCGGUCACUCGUGCUGAUCAUCUAGCUUGAACAUCUGACUUGAUCAGUCACUAGUAGUAUGUGGAGGUGGCUCCUCCGAUUCUUCACUCCGUGGCUUUUCAGGGCGAUCACAUAAGUGGGCUGAUAGAGCGGCAAACUAUGAGCAGCUCCAAUGAUCUGGUUAGAUCUUGCACAAUAGUGAGAUCACUUCAACGUUGAAGUGGAUUUUCGGGUCCUGUCCUUCAUGGCUUCUUGGGGCGUUCACGCAAGGGGACGAACAGCAAUGCGAUGCAGUAGAAUUACUUCAAGGUUGGAAGUGAAUUCUUUAAUUCUUUAACUCGUGACUUUUCAGGUGGAUAAUACCAGUCACAACUGUACCUUCUCGGAUUACUCUUCCCCAGUACGCUGUGGUGGGUGUAUGUAAGACUUCUCUUUGGGAGUAAAGUCCAUCAGCACGCAGUCCUUUGGUUGCAGGCGAUGAAUUGGUCUUUCAGAUGUGGCUCCUGGGCGGGGUUCAUAGACUCAGGCCUCAGUAAACCGAUUCCUCAAUUCAGCUGUUUAGGUGCGGUUGACUAUACUGCAAUAGUACGGCGAUCUAGCAACCAGGCUAUAUGUGAAUGAUGAUGCCUCUCCAACGGCAAAGAAUUCAGAUCGAGGCGUCAAAGGAGAUAUAAUUUUUACAGUGUUAAUAUCCAUUCUGGAUAGCCUUAUUCAUCUUCACCAUUGUCGGCACAAGUAUGGACGGCUAGCAUUGACACAUGGCAAUGAAUCUUUUCAUACAUAAUUAUACAAUAAAUUAAUAAUAUAUAGGAUGGAUUAAUAUGAUAUAUCCAAUCAACUGUAAUGGAUAACAUAAUGGCUAAUAACUAUCUAGUGGCCACAUCACCAUCCAUACAAUGGGAUGAAGUCUAGAUAAUCAAAACUCAAAAUGGCCGACACAUGUCCUAUGAUGAAGGCACGUGUCAAACAUUGAGAAAAUAUAAAGUACAAAUGAAUUAAUUAAAUUCAUUCCGAUCAGAAAUUCAUUCUAAUCAGAAUGAUAAUACAUACAUUAAAAAUUAAAUGGUUGACCAACUAUGUACAUGGCAAUACAAAUAUUUGUACAACUCACUAAGUCUAGAAAAAGCCGGCUUUACGGUGCUCUUAGUUGGCUGCUGACCUAAGAGUCGAUGUGGAAAAGAAAGAUUUUAGUUAUGCAACGGCCUUUUAUAAUGAUUCUAUUCUAAUUGAUUAUUGGACAAUCACUACCGUGUGAUACAAUCACUAAUAUGUGAUGUCCAAGUCCAAUGAUCUUAAUAAUUUGAUGCGUGAUGUAAUCCCUCAUCCAUUGGGCAGUUUGUUUUCUUGGUUCGAUUCUUGGUUCAGCACUUGAAUACUUAACAGUUCAUUGACUUUUCACACGAGGUAGACAGUGAUCAGGGGAAAUAACUCGUCCUGACCUUGAAGGGGGGGGGGGGGGGGGGGUUUCUAAGUAGGUUGUCGUGAGUAAAUGGAAAUUUUCAUGGCGGCUCCAUUUCGUCACAAUACCUACUUGGGUUCAUAUUUGGUACAAUUUCAUAAAGACAUCCAAGAUUUAUUAAAACCAAAUCAAUUUGAAUUUAACAUCUUGAAAGUAUUUUUUAUAGACAGAUUAGCUUUUAAUCAGCCGGAAAAGCCUAUUGUCUGCCAGUAAAUCAUGCAAAACUACAAACUUUUUCAUCCGGCAAUAUAAAAUUAGAUUUAAAUUAAAAUCAGUUCCAACCCUAAAACAAUCCAGCUAUUAGGACACAUAACCUAUUGCUUUUUUUUUUUUUUUUUAAAUAAACUUUAUUUUACAUUUCAGAAUGAAUUUUACUCACGAAUUUAAAUAAGCAGUGAAAAUGCCUAAAUGCAAGCAAGUUGCCGGAAAGAAAAUUGCAAAAAUUAAAAGGCAAUCCAGUGCCACACCAAAAUUAUUUAGCAUAUUUUUUUUUUUUUUUUUUUUUAAAUAAACUUUAUUUUACAUUUCAGAAUGAAUAUUACUCACGAAUUUAAAUAAGCAGUGAAAAUGCCUAAAUGCAAGCAAGUUGCCGGAAAGAAAAUUGCAAAAAUUAAAAGGCAAUCCAGUGCCACACCAAAAUUAUUUAGCGCUACUCACGAAUCAACUUCCACUACCAGAAGUUAUUUAGAAACUGAUCUAAAUUUAGAAGGAGCAAGAGCAGGUAAAUUAGCAUCGUAAAUGUUUAUUAAGAAUUUUGUGGUUUUAUUUCUUGUGAGCGAGGGAUAUUAUGCACUGUUGAUACCUUUUUACAAUUUUUCCUUGCCAUUCCCAUCCACUUACACUCUCUGUUAACGUCCCUUUUCUAUGUGUACUUCUCUGUGAUUAGGUAUUGCCAGGUUUACAUUUUUUAUGUAAUGACCGAGUAUUGCCAGGUUUACAUAUUUUACAUAAGCUUCACUGUUUUUCAUGUAAACUUCACUGUUUUUUAUGCAAGCUUCACCAUUUUUAUGGUACUUUAAAAGAUUUCUCAUAUUUUAAAUUUAUCAUAGAACAUCUUUAUUUUUGCCUGAAAACAACCCCCCCCCCCCAACUUUGGCAAACCUAUUGUGCCUGUUAUAAAAUGACAGAGUUUUUUAUGUAAACAUUACUUUUUUUUUUUCAAGCUUUCCCAUUUUUAUUGUAAUUUAAAAGAUUUUUUAUUAUUUAAAUUUUUCAUAGAACAUCUUUAUUUUUUCCUGAAAAAAACCCCCCCCCCCCCAACUUUGGCAAACCUAUUGUGCCUGUUAUAAAAUGACAGUAAAGAUGAAAAAGCCUUAAUUGCAAGCAAGUGCUUUUGUGUUGACUUUGGUCAAGUUGUGAUCAAAAUUUUCUUGACCAUCAUUAUGAAAAAAAAUUAAAAUGGGUUGUUCCGUGAGGAUUGGAUCAUGUUUUGUUUUAGAAACAUAAUCACAUAGUGAGAAGGAUCUGCAUUCCUUCUGAAAUAAUUCUGUCUCUGCUGUGUAUAUUUCAUUUUUAUAGACCAUAUGGAUAGUAGAAACACAAAAUAUACUGGGAGACAGUUGCAGUAGGCCUGGCAAGUGUUGGAGGCAUUAGUAUUACUUGGGAGACAGAAUAGGUGCAGUAGGCCUGGCAAGUGUUGGAGGCAUUAGUAUUAUUUGGGAGACAGAAUAGGUGCAGUAGGUCUGGCAAAUGUUGGAGGCAUUAGUAUUAGUUGGGAGACAGAAUAGGUGCAGUAGGUCUGGCAAAUGUUGGAGGCAUUCUUCUUCCUACAGGCUUAACUAGAUUUUGGCAUGUCACACCAUUACUACUUAUCCAUCAGCCAUGAGCCAUGGUUAAAACAAGUGCUUGAACAAAAUGUGUUAUAAAACAUCAAAAUAAUGAAACAUCAUUUUCCAAGAAAACAAAACAAUGCAAUCUCUAUCUUUCUAUUCUUUAUUUGUUUGUUUAGAUCAGUUUGAAUCUGAUAUCCCCGGGUAUUACUAUGAUAAAGAAAAGAAGAACUAUUUCAAGAUCCUUCCCAACACCAUGAGUUCUAUCAGCUCGUUUGUCACAAAGGAAACCGUAAGGAAACAGGAGGCAGAGAAGCAACGUUUGUCUGACGUACAGAGACUGGCAGGCAGAGGCCAUCGGGGGUCAAGCUCCAUGCAUACACUAGUGUUGAAAGAAAAAUCAAAUAAUCAUCUGGUCAAUGUCUUGAAGAGUGUACAGUGUGGUCAAUUCACAUGUGAGAAUCUCUCGACAUAUGUAAUUAGACAGAUGUGUUAUAAUUUGCAGCCUGUUGUUGAAUGGACAAAUUAUUGCCCAUCUCAGCCUAGGUAAAUAUUUUAUCAAAUUAUUAAAUUAGUUAUUGUUAUUUUGGAAGAUCAGGAAAACUCAAUAAUUAUCUUGCUGAUAACUUAGCAGAAGGAGCACACAGAAAGCUCCUUGCUUCAAUAAUAAAAAAAAUUAAUUGGGUCUUCCCUUACAUUCCCUACUCUCUCUAUUUACCUAUUCGUUAUAACUUAUUGAUUAAAUUUGUCUUGGAUUAGUUCAAUGUAAGGGCAUAUUCAUGUUGUUUUAUCUUCAAGCCUAAAUCUAGAUGAGAUUCAGAAGCUUGAGCUAAGUUCUAAGAAAGACAAACUGGUCAGCGUAACAUCAGUGAAGUCAUGCAUAGCCCAGUGUAUUCAACUGAUGAAUGUUAAGGAAGAGAUGUGUAGGAGCUAUGGAGGAGACAAGAAACGGACACUUGUGAGUGUUAAACCAUCAGAUGUUGUAGUUGGACCAAUCUAUAAGAAGAUCAGCAGUCUGUGUUGGGCUCAGUUGCCGAGCUUGCCAGGGCAGCAUACCAUCCUCUAUACAACAGUGUGCCCGAUAGGCUAUAUGCCCAGUAUUAUUUAUCUCUGUAACCUGGACGCUGCUACAAGUGAAUCCGUAAGUACAAGUGCAAGCAUAAGCUCUUGAUUCACAUGGGGUGGAAGUGAAAAAAAUGUCUGUUAAAAGUGGGACAGGACAAUAGCUUCAAAAUAAUUAGUAAAGGCUUUAAUUUAGCAUUGCAUUUGUUUUAUGAUAGUGCAUAAUUCAUUAAUAUUUCAGCAUUGCUAGAUAACAAAUGAUUACAGUGACUCAUUUAUUAAAAGCUCAUUCACUAAUCCAUUUUAAUCUAGUACCUAAAAUUACUCUAAUACUUGAUACAUGGUUAAAAAUAUUGUGUAAACAACCUUUUUCUCCCCCACUCUCACAUGUUGUCAUGGACUUCUUUUACUCAUUAUGUGCAGUAAAAUUUUAGCAUUGUACUAGUUUGUUUAGGAAUAGAAUAACAAAAUAUUUUGUGCAAAUGAUCAACUCUUUUCGUUACUGCAAGUCAGAAGGAUUUUUUUCCCCCUACAGAUGACUGUUUUUGAGUUAAACCUGGGUUUUAAGAUAGUGUGGUCAACAGCAUGGAACCGUCACCAGUCCAGGUUUAGUGUUGGCUCAGAGCGCAAGUGUCAUCUCAUCGAUGUGGCUACAAGACGAAGAUGGACCUAUAACACUUACAACAGUGAUCCACUUGCUCAAAUGUUUUCACCCACUGUAGGUUAUAAAACAUUUUCCACUAAUUAUACCUUAUUAACAUUUUAAGGCCAAACUUAUUUUAUCACUAGUAGAUGAGAAGCUUGCGUUCUUGUGAUUUAAAGAAGAUUUGCUUAACUAUACUGUGAUAAAUCCAUUUUUAUCAUUGAAGGCAUUGUUGAAGUGAUGGCUUCAUCCGCCAAAAAAGGAUAUUAGUUUGAGAAAUGGUACCAAGAGUUUUAGCUGCACAAUGAAAUAUUUUUUAUAUUCUUCGCUGUGGAUGGUGGUUAAGUAGCUCCUUGUAUAGUGAGCUGUCCAGCUUUGCUCGAGCAAAAACAUAAAUUAAAAUUAUGAGCAAUGACAUUGUUGCUAAGAAACUUUAAAAAGGCUCUACAAAAACCUUUAUCAAGCCCAUGCAUCUAUUGCAUUUACAAUACUUGAUCAGAAAAAAAGAUAGCUAUCUAAAAGUCUGGCUAAAUAAUUAUCAAACUUAAACUUGGAAAAAAAGCUAAGGUUUAGCUUGAUCAAAUUGUUCAGUUUAUUCAUGAAUUAAUUAACGUAAAAAAAGGGUUAAUUUGCAUUUUGAUUAAAUGUUCCCAUGUAUGUUUCACUUUGACAUUUAGCCAUGUUGUAUCUAACAUACGGGGUUGUGUAACUUUUCAUAGUAACAUGAUGUAAGACAGGGGCGAGCUCAGGGUGAGUUCAUGGUCCCAAGGGGGCGGUGACCGUAAAAAGUUUGAGAACCCCUGGUCUAAUACAUGGCUCUCGAAACAGGCAUACCCCAACUAAAAAACACUUUUUUUGUAUAUUUUUACAUAUCUACAGUACCCAAAAGUUACAGUUAUAACUUUGAAGUUAUGGUGUUGUUCUUACUUAAAACUUAUGUUGUAUAUUGAAAUAAGUUUUAAGCAUUUUAAAUUUAUUUUUAAUUUCACAUUGUUUUGAUAGGCUGAGGGCAUUUAUAAAGUCAUAUUUAAUAGUGUCAAAACACAUUGUUUUGAUAGAGUGAAGGCACUUGUAAAUUCAGUUUUAAUAGUGUCAAAACAUAUGCAUCCAUUCAAAUACAUGCACAAGGGGGAAAAAAUACAGUGAUUCAAUUUUUGGACAAUGGUUAAUAAACUGAACCUCUUCAACCAGAAGUCUAAUUGCAGAUGUGCCAGUAUAUACUUUAUGGGGUACGGCCGGGAAAAAUAUAUUUUCGGAGAGAAAAGAGCAAAUGAAUUUGUUCAUAUCAUUUUCGCUUUCAUAACAAUUGUGGUUGUCAAGGUCUUUGGAAUAUGAUACCGUGAAUUGAGAGGAAAGAAAUUAUUCAGAGUAAAAGUAUCAAUUUUAUUUUAAAAACUAUAUUAUUGAGUCUGUUUUAAAUAGCCCUACUCAACUUACUGAAAUAGAGUUUAGAAACAACCAAAUGAUUUUGGAACCAAACCAAAUUGGAAAAAGUAAGUAGUAAGCUUCUCUGAUUUACAAAAACUUGGACAUACCCUGGUACCCUAUAGUAGAUACAAACUCUAAAAUUAAAUGCUAACACUUGGCAAAAGAAUAAAAUAGGAGAUGAAGAAUAAUUCCAUUAAAACUCCAUCAAUGCUUUUCAAAUCUUAUUUCUUUGUGCACCAGCUCUACUUUUGGAUGGUCACCCAAAAUGUACAUAUAUAUUUAUAGAACCUUUUUAAUGAAAACAAUAGGAAAAUAUAAUAUUCAGGUAAAACGUUUUUGGUCAGACUUGUUUUUUUCCCCCCUCAUUCUGUGAAUGUUCUUGUCAGAACUGUAAUGUCAUGUACAAUGGAACCCGAGCUGGGCUGAUUCUGACACAUGAUGUUAGGUCUCAAGGUCGGCCACAAGCUGAGAUGAGGCAGCAACAUGGAGUUGGGUGUUUGCGACAGUUGCGAGAUGACAACUAUAUCCUGGCUAGCGACUUCUCAGCUACUGUAUGUUUUGGUUUUUGCUGUAGUUUUUUGCUGUGUUUUUAGUUUUUAGACCUAUCUUAGAUACUGUCAUUAGCUGAAAACAGAGGUCAGAACAAUUAUUUAUGACUUAUGUGUCCGAUACAUCGACAUCACUCACAAGUUGUUAUAUCCACUAGGGAUUAAAUAAACUGAAGAAUGACUUCAGAUAAAAACACAUUUUGGAUAUUUAUCAAUAUCAAAACCAGUGUCACACAGUUAUUGCAUUUUAAAAGUAUGUUGUUGUUUUUUAACUAUAUAUUGUAAUGAGUGCACUGGACUUUCAAAACACAUUGAGAUAUAGAAAUCCCCUUUUUAAUUUGCCCAACAGAUCUGCACAUGGGAUCAGCGCAUGCGUAAAAUUGUGAUCAAAUACAAAGGCCUGGUCAACUCUCAUUACCAGUUGCCAUUUCACAUUGAUGAGACAGAGACAGUUAUUUGUAGCAGUAAAUAUUGCUCCAAUUUUUCAUGUCAUUUGUUUUCUCCAAUGUUGUCAUCUUAUAUUGCUCCAAUGUUGUCAUCUUAUAUUGCUCCAAUGUUGUCAUAUAAUUUUGUUUGCCUGCAAUGUUGUAAGCAGUAAUUUUUUUAAAAUGUCAAUUUAAAUUAACUUUGCAGAAUUAUAGCAUUUUAUUUGAUGCUUAUAUUUAGAAGUUUUUUUUUUUAAUGGGCCAAAAUGAGAGAUUAUUUAAUUUCACACAAAAAAUGCAUUACAAAUUACUUAUUUAAAAAAAUUAAUAUUAAUAAUAUUAUGUUUGGAAAGCAAAUGAAUCUUUGAAUAAGUUAAAUAGUUUUAUCAAUUGCUAUUGUGGUUAAUACGAUUUCACAAUAGCUUGAAUUAAAAUUAUCACAUCUUUAUAUAUUUUAUUUCCUCCUACAGCUGGGUCUGACAGUUACACCAAAAUCUGGGACUGCCGAAGUGGUGAGAUGUUACAAAGUCUGCCCCCACCUUAUCCUGUUUCUAUUGACAGUUUUCCAAUCACCAUGUACUCACAGCAGUGGGGGAACAUACCGGGAAACACUGGGCUUAUUAUGGCAAUGAAUAACAAAUUUAAAAUCUAUUCUUAAAUUUAACAGAUUAUUUUAAAAUGAUCUCUAUACAUGUCAAUGGUUUGUAAAAAAUGUUUAUUAAAUGUUAAAUUUAAGUACAAAAUGACAUAUCUUUCAUUUAAAAUAACAACUAUUUUCAAUAGAAAUUUUUGUGAUCAUGUCAUAUAAAAUAGACAGACAACUCUCAAAACAAAAUUUUAAGUUCACCUCCCUUGAAAUAAAUGUUACGUCAUAAAAAAACUGACCUCUUUACAUAAAUAUCUCAAGUACAAGCAUAAAAUAUUUUAUAUUCUGUUUCAUAAAUAAAUAAUGAGGUCACAGAUUUCAGGUAUUGCAAAAUAUCAAAUUAAUAUUUAAACAAUUACAUGCUCAAGGAAAUGCUCAGAAAAUGUAAUACAAUUUUGAAAUAAAUAAUUUAAGGCAUUUUAUAAUAAUUUUUUGAACAGAAAACAUGUCAAGGAAAUCUAUUUGUGACACUUGAAAUGAUUUGUACAAAUUAAAUUUGAACUUCAAGUUCUAAAGUAGGUACAUUUUAAGAAUUAAUAUAUUCUGGUUGCAUUUCAUAAGCAGUGGCACUAUUACUAUUAUAUAUGUUUAAUAAUCAUACAAUAUUUUCAUAAAAGGUUCUUAGCCUUUAUGGAAAAAAACUGACACAUUAAGGAAUUCAUAAAUCUAUGGACCCUGAUGGGUUAGUGUUAAGUACACCUGGUCAAUGAAAGCCUUGACAUAUACUUUGUGACCCCAGCAUUUGACACAUGUAGAAUAUAAUUUUUCUGCUAACAAAGCGUAGGAUGUGGUAAAUACAAAUUGUAAAUAUAGUUUUUAUAAUGAGAAUGAGAGCCAGUCAUAUACUAGUGAGAAAAAUCAACAAACCUGCAAAAUAAUUUUUACUUACUUAUAAUAGUGCAUGAGAAAAUUUAAAAAAAAAAAGUUUAUCCAGAGGUAAUAAAAGUGAAAAAGGAGAUUUUUAAAGAGACUUUGUACAUUGAAAAACAAAAAAAGGUACAUAUUCCUAUGGACUUUUCAGCUACAUCUGAUUGUGAAAAUAUAUACAAAAUGAAGGUUUAAUAACACAACAAAAAAAUAUUAAACAGUGGCUGCCAAUCACUUGAACUUUGUUUACAUUUAAAAAUGUCAUUCUCACACUUGCAUGUAAUUUUACCAUGACACAUCAUAUAGCAUUGAGCCUCCCUCCAAUCACUGUACUUUUACCAUUCAAGAGAAAAUUUCACUUUUUUAAAAAUCUGCAUAUGAACUGGUCUUCCUUUUUUAUUUAUUAAAAGUGAAAUAGCAUUGGCUAAUCUCCUGAACAACAUUGCUAGAUGCCUACAACACACCUCCCCAAACCUUAACUAACAGAAUAUAUGAACAUUUUCUUUAUCUGCCACUUGAAUUGUUAGAUUAACUAAUUACAUAAUUUAUAUUUCCUUAUGUGGUCAGUCUUAAGUCAUUUGAUUAGUUAUAUUGUUUUUUUUUUGCCUGUGAGAUGUGAGUGAAGUGGUUGGAUAAGCCCAUUUUGUAAAUGAGACAUGUUAGACAUUAUGAAAGUAAUUUUUUGCUCAAAAAAAUAAUAUUGCAUGCCCCCAAAGAGUUAAUAAUUGUUCAAUUCACUAGAAAUGUAAGCUCUAUUAAUAAACAUUCCAUGGUAUCAGUUUCUCAUAUGACUACCUCCAAGAUUUGGACAUGAUCAGAAUAGUAACUGGUAUCACAAAUGGGUGUCUGUGAAAACUGUUUGUUCUUUUGUGUAGCUGUAAGUGUGUCCGCUAGAGCUGUCGUCGUCCAUAUCAUC
Molecule: messenger RNA, 11231 nt
Organism: Lymnaea stagnalis (great pond snail)
Lineage: Eukaryota; Metazoa; Mollusca; Gastropoda; Lymnaeidae
Source: the annotation of a GenBank genome assembly